Messenger RNA from Theileria equi strain WA, 2855 nucleotides. RefSeq lists its product as hypothetical. Lineage: Eukaryota; Apicomplexa; Aconoidasida; Piroplasmida; Theileriidae. Gene Ontology annotation, molecular function: zinc ion binding. The transcript has a single exon. Bases 378 to 2855 code for a protein of 825 amino acids. The record is from RefSeq and is a predicted model, not a curated record.
AUAGUUUAUUUGUUUAGGUUUUAAGUCUGCUCAUUUAAUAUUUUGGUAGACACGCAUAUAAACUUGCCGUUUUGUGCUUGCCAAGUGUCAAUUUGCCCUCAUUCGGUGCGUAACUUGACUAUGUAUAAUAAGUAUUUAAAAUAACAAUUCCCGUACUAGAACUGUGCUUCUAUAGAAUAUUUGCUACUCUUUUGAACUUAACUGUGCAUAAGUUUACAAGAUAUCGUUUUAACGCAGGGUUUUGACGUGUAUAAAAAAGAGAGCACAUGAUGUCAGCUUGAUUUCUUCGGAAAAUAAAACCCACACGUACUGGUGUUUAUUGCUUCUGAAUAGCAACUUUCUAGUUCUAUUUUUAGACAUUAUAGUGCUGUUGCAGUAUGAAUGCUGGACACGAUUCCUCUGGUCUAGGCGCAAGCCUCAAGGAGGAGGUUGGAAGCUACGACGAUGAACAAAUUAGCACUCUCGAAAUUAUUAACAAUCUCAAUAUUCCAAUUGAGCUUGGUCCAAAUGAGUCAUUUGAUAUACCGACUGACUUAAAUAGUCUCAUUAAAAAAUUCGAGCUUCCAUACAGUGGUGAUUUGUCGAUAGAAGAUGGAAAUGACUCUAAUAGUGAUGGAUUGGAACAACCAAAUGACCUUUCUGACGGGGACUAUGUACCACCUGUAAAAGGAGGUCAUCAGCAGGAUGUUACCAUGGACAUUUACGGGGGUCUUAACCAAAAACUUUCCAUGGAGAUUGAUAGUGACUAUAUAAAACCAUUGGUAAAAUCUAAAAAGAAAAAGAGCAAGGCCCAAGUGGCGAAGCAGCAAAAGGUUCCUGUGGAGGUUCCUAUAACUACAAUGGUUGAGAAUUGGGCUCAAUGUGAAAAUUGCAAAAAGUGGCGAAGGCUUCCAUUUAACGUUGAUACAAACAAACUUCCGGACACUUGGGUAUGUGCUCUCAAUGUCUGGGAUCCGAUUUUCAACUCUUGCGAUGUCCCAGAAGAAAAAUAUCCAGAAAAUACAACCCAGGAUCUUCUUCCGGUCGACCCAUUGAAUCCAGCCGUUCCUCUUGCUCCGGGUAUUCACAAUACACUUGACCUGCAAGUAUCUGGUUUAGUUCUUCCUCAAGCCGUUAAGCAAGAUGGGAGUUUGCAUAUCAAGGACUUGGAAGAUGAACCGAGGCUAAAGCGUGGCCAAAGAAAUAAGAAAAAGGAGUCCAGAACUGUAUCAGAGUCUGGCUACUACACAAGAAAUAUGAGAACUAGAAAUAUGGAUACAAGAUCUAGAUCUGUAGGAUCAUCCAAAAGCUCCUAUUCUGGCAGGCAUAUCAAAACAUCUGCUCUUUUGGACUACAGUUAUGAAGAUACUUCAAGAUCACAAAAGCGAGUUUCUAGGCAGGUUUCUGCACCUGUUACAACUGGCCUGACAAUUGUAGAUGAAGAUGCCGAACUUGUAAAGCUCUUGCUUAACAAGGUACCAGAAACGAGCAAGCAUCCAUUAAAGGAUAGAUUGGUUUUGUAUUCCGUAAAUUUGUUUACGUUACUAGCUACAGAGUUGCCACAUAGCUCUCUGUUUCUGGAUAACCCCAGGUUCUCUAGUGAUGGUACUCACGUUGUUCCUCCUCCAAUUUCAAUAGAUGCAACAACAGAUGACAAUACAGCAAACCAGGAUGCUCCUCCUGUGGAUAUUCCAAGACCACAUGCUGAUGUAUCUGGAUAUGGGAAAGAUGAUGGAACAAUCACACUUGGAUUUGCGUACAAGACGACGUGGCCAAGUAUAGACCCAGACACAUCCACCAUUGAUUCAGUUGAUGAUGUUGAUCCCAAUUUGGAUACAUCUAGAUCACAACUCUUUGCCAUGUUCCCGAAGCUGGCCUCUCAAAUUCCGGAACUUCCUCUUUAUGCACAGGAAAACGAUAAAGAGGACGUUUCACAGGAUACACAGGAAUUUAUGGUUACUAGACGGGGUAAACGUAAGAGAUCAAGACAUGCCCUGAAUAAAAACGUUGAUGUUAUUGAUGAUCCAAGGGCAAAUGUAAUAAUGGAACAGGACGAUGUGCUAAACGCUGUAUACAGUUUUGCGAAGCAACAUGAAGAAAAUUCAAAACGUUACAGACACUGUGAUCCUCUAAAGGUUGCCAGUGGGAAUUUACUAAACAUUCCAAUAUACUACCCCAAGACAGCAGAGACCCCUGUAAACAACAUUGCGGAUCAGUCAGACACACAAGAACAAUCCGCAAAAGCUGAGGAUACUUAUCUACCACUCGAAUUGACAAGUACGCCCUCAACUUACUUUGGGUCCAAGAAAAAGGAAGCAGAGCCUUCAAAUAACAUACAAUUGGAGAGAAUACGACAAGAACUCAUGAUGGAACGUGUAAAGAGUACUUAUCUCAAAAGAAUAAAGACCGCACAUCCUGAUAUAGAAUACCCCUCUCCGGAUCUCAAGAGGCUAUCAAGAAGAUUUAAGUCAAGAUACGAACAGACAGGUGAAAGUGAUCCUGACAACCGCUCUGAUUAUUCUGGAAGUUUCUCGAAAAGCCCCGAUCAGAAAUCUGGAUCACUCGAAUCUCUUGCGUCUAUUUACACGCAACACAAUUCGCAAGAUGAUAUUGCUGAAUUGUCCAGUGAUGCAUACCUGGACAAGGAUUCUUCAAGUUUGGAUAUCUCUGGACUUUUGUUCCAGUCGAUCCCACACGAUGCUCUUUCCAGUGCUGAGUUUGAUAAGGAUGCAAUAAAGCUCCUCAGUACUCCAAUCGUGUACAAUGGUCAAGAACUGGAAGAUAGUGCACACUCUAACGAAGUGGACAUGAAUUUGUUGUCCCUUCCGAUUCCAGAUCUUGCAAGUGUUUUGAACACUCCACCACCUGUAGUAUAG